AUGACACCAAAGCGACAGACGUCUAUAAGCAGCUUUUUCACAAGCCAGUCUUCUAAACUGCAGCUGCCUUUGGCCAAGUCAGCUAGCAAGCCACUGGCAAAGAAAGCCGCGUUUUAUUCCAAUGAUAUUGAUAGAUUCCAGUUCCAGAAAAACGCGUCUCCGGCAGCCGAUGCAGUUGCUGCUACACCGCCAUCAGCACCACCGCGAUCUCAACCGUUCUCGCCCCAGGCUGGAGGUGGAGAAGAUGAAACGCUGCUGAUUUCCUCACGCUCAAGCAGUAUUGCGAAAUUUCAGUUUGAUCAAGCUUUCUCGUGUGAAGGGAGCCAGAAACGAAAGGCACUGUCUCCAUCUAUCACUACUAGCACCGCCGCCAAUACUGCUGAGACACGGAGCUUGAAAAAGGCUCGCACUAGCACCAAGCUUACCCCGCUUGAAGUGCAAAUUCUUGAACUCACCGCAGUACAUCCUGACAAGAUCCUUUUGAUUCAAGUGGGAUACAAAUACAAGGCAUUUGGCGAAUACGCAGCGCAGCACGUGGCUAAAAGUUUAAACAUCAUGUAUAUCCCUGCGCCCGAUCCCAGAUUCUCCUAUUGCUCCUUCCCUGAAAAUAGACUACACAUCAAUUUACAGCGGAUCUUAAACACUGGCGUCAAAGUGGGCAUAGUUAAGCAAAUGGAAUCGGCUAUAGUCAAGGAGAUUGACAAAGUAGGCAAAAGCGGAGAUGUGAUGAAACGCGAAUUAACGGGUGUUUACACCAAGGGAACGUAUAUGAGCGACGAGUUUAUUGGAAGCAAUUUGAUCCCCAGUUCAACAGAACUGGAAAAUCCCUGUUACAUUGUGUGCAUCAAUGAAGUUGUUGGUGAAGGCGAGUUUGCCGUGGUUGCUGCUCAGCCACUCACGGGCGAGAUUGUCUAUGACGUAUUUCUCGAUGACCACAGCCGUGAAGAAAUGGAGACACGAUUAUUGUAUUUGCGGCCUAGCGAGGUCAUUGUGGUGAAUUCCGAGCUGGCGAUCAGCGCGAGCACAAUGAAGUGUUUGAGGUUGAUCAAUCACGAAUUGAAAAUUGACCAUCGCCAACGCGGCGCCCUCGAGUUGGCAUCUUUUUUAACUCAAGACAUGGUGGAUUACUACAGUGCAAAUUUUCCUCAGCCGGUUCAAGAAUGUGUCUCGGAGUUGAUCAAGUACUUGUCCGAGUUUAAAUUGAGCAACAUAUUCACCAUACCUCAAAACAUAACCACGUUUAAGGAUUCAAGAAAAUAUAUGAUCUUGCCAGCCAAUACUCUAGCAGCGUUGGAAGUUUUUGCAAACUCAACAGACCCCAAGUCGCUUCGAGGGACACUAGUUUGGCUUUUGAAUCAUACUCGAACCCGGUUUGGUAAUAGACUUUUGGAGAAAUGGAUCUCAAAGCCGUUGAUUGAACGAGAUAAGAUUGAGGAGAGAUAUCAAGCUAUCGCGGACUUGAAUAGCGAUUUUAAUCACGUUAUUGACUCGUUGAUAAAACAACUAGAUAAAAUCGGCAAGAAUCUAGACUUGGAGGAGCUUUUGAUCAAAAUACACUAUUCGGCAACUGCUUUUUCUACAAGAAUCAAUCGAAAGCAAAUUUUCUCGAUGCUUGAAAGCUUCAGCGAGAUCUUGAAAGUGGUGAAACUGUUUGAAAAGACCAUUAGUGGUGGCAGUAUGAAACUCCAAUCGCCUUUAUUAAGGCAAAUGUUGGACGAUUUACUUUCGCUAUCGAAAACUGACCUUGUAUCCAACUUCACCGACAUGAUCAACCCUGCAUAUUUAUUAAACGAGCUGAAAGAUCCCAUGGAACAAAAGACAAAAUUUUUCAACUUGAACCACCAUGGCUUUGAUGAGAUUAAGCACGAAUUUGAUGAAAUCAAACACGUCGAGGACUUGCUAGAUGAAGAGCUCAUCAAGGUGCGGCAAUUGUUGCAACGCCCGCAACUCAAGUACGUCUCAGCAAACAAGGAGCCUUAUCUAAUCGAGGUGCGCAAUGGCAAAGCCGUAGAUGCACUCCCCACGACAUUUGUUAAAGUCAAUGGGACAUCGACCGUUAGCCGGUUUCGAAACAAGGAAAUCUCCAAGUUGUAUAAACUCAAGCUAUACCACGAAGAAAUGUUGGUGCAACGAUGCGACGAGGCAUUCGUCGAGUUUGUUGAAAACUUGGACUCGCAAUACGGGUUCUUCCAAAAGAUUGUCAAGCAUUUAUCCAUUUUUGACUGCUUGCUCUCCCUCACAGCUGCCAGUGUACUCAACACCCAGGUGAAGCCAACUUUAACUGAUGAUUUGUUGAUUGACGUCCGCAGCGCACGACAUCCAAUCAUAGAACAACUCAGAGACAAUUACGUGGCCAACGACAUCAACAUCCAAUACGAUACCAACCGAGCACUAAUCAUCACGGGACCAAACAUGGGAGGCAAAUCCUCAUAUGUGAAAAUGGUUGCAUUGUUUACCAUAAUGACGCAAAUUGGGUGUUAUCUCCCGUGUGAACUGGCCACCAUGGGGAUCUUUGAUUCCCUCUUUAUCAGAAUGGGAGCAAGCGACAAUAUCUUAAAGGGCAGUUCAACAUUUAUGACUGAAAUGCUGGAGUGUGGAAAUAUAAUCCAGCGACUCACCAACAGGUCCCUUGUUAUACUUGAUGAGAUUGGCCGCGGCACGGGGACAACGGACGGCAUUGCUUUGGCAUAUGCCAUUCUCAAAUAUUUCAUCGAAUGCGACAAUAAGCCUUUGCUUCUUUUCAUAACUCAUUAUCCUUCAAUCCACGUCGUGGAACACGAGUACGAUGAGGGAGAAGUGGUCAACUACCACAUGGGAUUUGAAGAAAUACAAGACGCAGAGCUGACAGAACUGGAGCUUCCUCAAGUGAUCUUUUUAUUCAACUUGUGUCGUGGUGUUGUCAACAAUUCUUAUGGAUUGAACGUGGCCAAACUAGCUGGCGUUCCUACGCAAGUGAUUCUGCUGGCGUAUGUUGUUAGCGAGGAGUUGAAGAGUCGGGUCGAAAUGGAGGACAAUUUUAGAAUGUGGGGGUUAUUGAAAAGUCUUGUUGAGAAGUUGUCGUCGUGA
Molecule: messenger RNA, 3066 nt
Organism: Lodderomyces beijingensis
Lineage: Eukaryota; Fungi; Ascomycota; Pichiomycetes; Serinales; Debaryomycetaceae
Source: the annotation of a GenBank genome assembly